Mollisia scopiformis is the source of this 1672-nucleotide messenger RNA. RefSeq lists its product as uncharacterized. Gene Ontology annotation, biological process: transcription elongation by RNA polymerase II; positive regulation of transcription elongation by RNA polymerase II. Gene Ontology annotation, cellular component: nucleus; Cdc73/Paf1 complex. Gene Ontology annotation, molecular function: RNA polymerase II C-terminal domain phosphoserine binding. The transcript is spliced from 2 exons. The record is from RefSeq and is a predicted model, not a curated record. The coding region runs from base 168 to 1469 and encodes 433 amino acids. Lineage: Eukaryota; Fungi; Ascomycota; Leotiomycetes; Helotiales; Mollisiaceae.
GGUACGCCGUACUUUUUCCAUGGGAAAUUUGCUGAUGUCUUGCUUACACUCCGUCUGGUCAUAGGUUUCCAUCCUUCUCAAAAACGAAGUCUACAAGAUACCAGCAACAAAGACCACCAUCGAAAGAUAUUUCUCCUGGACGCGUUCAGAUAGCUAUUCUGUCUACAAUGGCUUCGUCAGAAGAGGAUGAUCUCAUGGAGAAUGUCGGCGACGAAGAUCUAUUUGGUGGGGAUGAGGAUGAUGCCCAAGUAGAGAAGACUCGAGAGCUCAGCGACAGGGAGCUGGACUCGGGAGACGACGAGGAUCGCAAUGAUCGUGCGCCUCAAGAGGAAGAGGUUGACUAUGAGAGCGGAAGAGAUGCUCGGGUGAUGGAAUCUACGAUAUGGCGGCAUCCAUUGCCAAAGCCAGUAGAUGGGGAGUUCAGUUAUCUUCGACUUCCAAAAUUCCUGGGUAUUGAACCUCGCGCCUAUGAAGCAGACACAUUCAGAGUCCCAGAGACUGACCACCACUCUGAUACUCGGUCUGCUACGUUCUCUGCCAGCGCCGUCUCUGCCUCUACAAUGCGCUAUCGCAAGAAUUCAACGACCGGCAAGCUCGAGAGCAACACGAAUAUCUACAGAUGGAGUGACGGAAGCACCACGAUUUCUGUGGGAGACCAGCACUAUGAAUUGCAGACAAAGCCUCUGGCUCCUCCGAAGGACACAAAGUCGUACUCAGAAACCCAAGACUCUCACUUCUACCUUGCAACGCCUUCUAUCGCUUCUCAACUACUUCUCCUGGUUGGACAUAUGUCUAAUCAACAUACUGUAAGACCCAACGAAGCUGUUGAAGAUGAUGCACUCGACAAAUUACAGAAGAGUCUGGCUGCAGCUGCGAGACGAGGUAACAAGAAUGAGAAGGGUCCGGAAUUGAUUGCCAGCACACAAGAUCCCGAGCUUCAGAAGAAGCGGGCUGAGCUUGCUGAAAAGGAACGAAUGAGAGCUCAACGUCGUCGGGAAACUGCAGCAGAGAAGGCUAGUCAAUCACACAGACCUGGAGGCGGCCGUAGUGGUGGUCUAUCUCUUGAUGACUUAGAGGGACGUGGUCGUAGAGCACCGACUUCAGGUCGCAAGCCACCAAAGCCUCGAAAGCGUCGCCCAGAAUACGAUUCUGAUGAUGAUCUCCCUAAGGGCAGGAGUAGAGAGGAUGAGUAUGACAUGGAAGAUGAUUUCUUGGCACCUAGCGACGAUGAGGAGGCUCCAGAAGGAGAUGACGACGAAGAUGAGGAAGAGAUACUGGAUGAUGAGAGUGAUCGUGAAGAGCCGAAGGCAAAGAAGCAGAAGGUUUCUCGACAAGAGGAAGUUAGUGAUGCGGAUGCAGAUGCUGAAGCAGAUCUGGACGACGAUGAAGUUCCAGCUGCUCCAGUGGUCACCGAAGCAGCCGGUAGAGGCAGGAAACGUAACAUCAUUGAGGACGAUGACGAUGAGUAAGAUCGAUUGGUAGCGUGGACAUAAUCUCGAAUUGAGACAUUUGGUCCGAUCUCAUUGAGCCUACCCAAAGAGAUACCCACAGCGGCAGGGACGUUCUACUUUACAUUUCGAGUUUGUAGGAUUAGCAUCAAGGGCAUGGAAAAGUUAAGCAGCAUCCAUGAGGCGGGAAGCUGCUCUAGACAUUAAUGAAAUCAUCAAAACCA